AUGGAUUCUACUAGUAAAAACUGGGUAUGGAUCCCCGAUCCCGACCAGCUAUUCGUCAAGGGAUAUGUCUCCGACUAUCUCGACAACAAUAAAUGCAAAGUCAUCAUUGAUCCAACCGCUGGUGGUGGUGGUGCUGCUGCAGCUGCCACCACCUCAGACAACCAUCGUAUUGUGGACCAAUCAACAUUGGAAAGCUGCAACCCGGACAAGUUCAAUAAAUGCAAUGACAUGGCCGAACUCACGCACUUGAACGAACCCAGUGUCGUUUACAACUUGUACUUGCGGUAUAUGGACGACUUGAUCUACACCUAUUCGGGAUUGUUCCUUGUCGCUAUCAACCCAUACAAGAACUUGCCCAUCUAUGACCGCGGACUGUUGAAACACCACCAUCAGAGCGAUAAACCACAACCUCACAUCUUCUCCAUUGCCGAGGCCGCAUAUAGGAACAUGCUAUCUAACAAGAAGAACCAGAGUAUCUUGGUCACCGGUGAGUCAGGUGCUGGUAAGACCGAAAACACAAAGAAAAUCAUCCAGUAUUUAUCGUUGGUUACUUCAAGCGAAGGCGAGGCAAGCGAUAUACAUAGUAAAAUCAUCCAGGCUAACCCCAUUUUGGAAAGUUUUGGGAAUGCCAAGACUAUCAAAAAUAACAACAGUUCUCGAUUUGGAAAGUUUAUCCAGAUUUACUUCAGCUCGAUUAAUGGAAAUAUAACCGGAGCUACUAUAGAAUACUACUUGUUAGAAAAAUCAAGAGUGGUUAACCAAGCAAGCAAUGAAAGAAACUACCACAUCUUUUAUCAAUUCUUGAAGGGUUAUGACAAUUUGGCUAGCUUAGGCUUAAACAAGGACAUCACCACUUACAACUACCUCAACAACCUGUCCAUUGACCAAGUCGACGACUUCAAAGAGUUUAACUUAUUACAACAAGCAUUCACCAUCAUGGGAUUCUCCGACGAAGAAACCCAAUUCAUAUACCAAGUGUUGGCUAUUAUCUUGCAUUUGGGUAACAUUGACUUCACCAGCUGGAAAUCUGACCAAGCAAACUUCACUCCUGAGUCUCCCCUCGCCAUGAUUUCCCAAUUAUUAGGAAUCAAAAAGGAAGAGCUCGUGGAAAACUUGUCCCGUCCUAAGGUCCAAGCUGGCCGUGAAUUCAUUGUCAAAUCUAAACGUCCUCUGGAAGUUAAAUUCAUCAUUGAUGCAUUCGCCAAGUAUUUGUACGAACGUCUUUUCCAAUUCAUAAUCGACAAAAUCAACACCGGUCUUCACACCACAAACCCACAAUACGACAAUAAUCAUAACCUCAUUGGAGUUCUUGAUAUUGCUGGGUUUGAAAUCUUUGAUGUGAACAGUUUUGAGCAAUUGUGCAUCAACUACACCAAUGAAAAACUUCAACAAUUUUUCAACCACCACUCCUUUAUCCUUGAACAAAGCGAAUACCUUCGUGAAGCUAUCGAAUGGGACUAUAUUGAUUUCGGCCAGGAUUUACAACCAACCAUAGAUCUUAUCGAGACGAAAACACCCAUGGGGAUCUUCAAGUUGCUUGAUGAAGAAUGCAUCAUGCCUAAAUCUUCCGAUGAAAGUUUUAUGGAGAAGCUUUCUCAAAAUUUCAACAAGUCCCAUCCUAAAUUCUCAGAAAACAAAUUCAAGAAUGGGUUUAUUGUCCAUCAUUAUGCUGGAAAAGUGGAAUAUAACGUUACCAACUGGUUGCAAAAGAACACCGACCCUGUUUCUGAAUCAAUUAUCAAACUCCUCCCACACUCUAGCAAUUCCUUCAUUGCCGCCAUGUUUGGCAGCGACCCACAUUUAGAAGUGGCCUCCAAGAGAAUCAGCAACUUCAAACUCAAAACUGCAUCCCAGAAACACAAAGAUCAACUUAAAACCCUCAUGGACCAACUUUCCAUCACAGAGCCCCAUUUUGUAAGAUGUAUUCUCCCCAACUUGAAGAAAUCGCCACAAAUGUUUGACAAACAGCUCGUGGUCAACCAAUUGCGAUGUAAUGGUGUGUUGGAAGGGAUAAGAAUCACACGGGCAGGAUACCCCAAUAAAAUGACAUUUGACGACUUCAAUGCACGCUAUGCCAUAUUGCAUGACUUAGAAUUACGCCAUGAACCGAGAGAAACCAGUGAGAUGAUAUUGAACCAUACCGGGCUAGACAAGCAAGUGUACAAAGUGGGGCUCACCAAGAUCUUCUUCAAAAAUGGGAUCCUUGCCAAGCUCGAAGAACUUCGUGAUUGUAAAUUAAAGGCGAUAUUUACCGACUUGCAAAAGAUCAUCAGGGGGAACGCCAAACGACGCAUGAUAAAACAUCAGAUCCGUCAGAUCCAAAGUGCCAAGAUUGUCGCCCAAACCAUGCAGAAAGUGGAGGAGGCCAAGAGUGGCAGUUACUGGAUGGAAUUAUUUUACCAUAUAAAACCGUUGCUUGAAGAGUCUGGCAAAGUGUUGGAUACCCGGGAAAUUCAAGAUAAUUUGAACAAAGUCACCGAACAGCUUAAAGAGACGGAAGGUACAAAACAAGGAUUGGAAAAGGAUAAUCAGAUCUUAAAGACACAAGUAAGUAAACUCGAAGAUGAGAUUAUUCUGACUGCUUCGGUAAUGAAUGAAAAGAAUGGUCAGCUCGACAAGUUGAAAUCAGAAGCAAUCAAAGCUAAGGCUACUAUCAAAGACUUGGAAGAAAAAGUAACCAGUAUGGCGCAUGUUAACAAGGAGAUUAUUGACGAGAAGGACAAGCUAAACACGAGAUUAUUUGAAUUGAGUGCAUCACACGAAGGAAAAAUCAAAGAACUUGAACUGUUGUCUAACUUACACACCCUGGCUAAGGACGAAUUAGGCAGGUUGAAACGGGAAUUGAAAUCAUUGGCCGAGUCCAAACUGAAGGAAUUGACUAAUCUUAAGCAAUCUCAUGAAAGUAAACUUUCUGAUUCUACAAGGGAAGUAGGUAGACUCAACCAACUCAUUGCAGAUCUCAAAAAGACACAUGAAACUGCAUCGAAACUGGAACACCAAGCUCUUGUGGAUGAAAUAACUACCUUGAAGUCAACUAUAUCCAAACUCAACCUGGAAAUCGCUACUUAUCAAUCAACUAUCAAAGAUUUGAACCUGAAGAUUGAAAAAAAUGAGUCUUACAAGACUAAAUAUGAUGCCAAGAUCGAUGAAGCUAAAGAAAAAGUCCACUUACUCAAAUCUAAAGUGGAAACCAAGACUCUGGAAAUUGCUCAACAGAAGCAACAAAUUGACCAACUUACCCGUGAAUUAGCCAGUAUCAAGGAUAAACUUGCCCUCCUGGAAAACAAACUCACCGAACUCAAUCAAGUCAAAGACGCCCAAUCCAAAAACUUGUCCGAGAUUGAACGACUCACUGAGCAACUCACCCAGGCCGAUCAACAACAACAAGAGAUCCAAGCUGAAUACGACAAACUCAAGCAAGAACACGCCAAAUUAGAACAGCAAGCCAAUGACCAAAUCACCUUCCUCAAUUCCAAAUUGGCCCAACUUGAAACACAGGAAAAGGAGAAUGUGCCAGAAGCUACACCCUCCAUCAUGGAAGAAUACAAGGCCAUGAAACUCAAACUCAACGAACUGUCAGCCAUGCUUCGUCGCGAGAAAUUUGAAAACAGGAAAAUCGCCGAGGAAUUGUCCAUACUUAAAGAACGCGUCAAUGGAUCCAGCAAAGUUGAUGUCAAGAGGCGAUCAGUGGCGUAUGGUGAAAAGACAGAUUCAGCCGGGUUGGAUGUUUUACAUCGUGAAAUUGAAGAUUUGAAAUUCAAAUUGAGUCAGGAACAAGGGAACUUCGCCCGUGCAGAGACCUAUGCUGUUGAAUUACAAAAGAAAUUGAAUAAGCUUCAAGCUACCCGAGGCCUAAACAGCGUUACCGAUUACGAAAAGAAGUAUCAAGAGUCUGAGAAACGUGCCCGCGAUCUCGAGUCGAAAAUCAAUGAAUUGGUGGUACAUUCCAACUCCCCUCCUACUUCUGCCGACAACAGUUUCACGCGAAGUGAUAGUAUCAUGAGUUUAUCCAACCACGCUCUUCGUGGUGUCAAUGCCGAUUUCGUACAGAUCUACCAAGACAUAAGCAAGACACUAAGAGCCACCCGCGAGGAGCUCAACCAUUCCAAGUCGGAAAUCCUCCGGUUAAAAUCAUUGCUUCGGGAUAGUGAAGAAGAGCUCUAUGCUGCUAAACUGAACAACUUCCGUACGUCAAUCUCCGAUUACGAAACCAAGAUUGCUAAUUUGAAUGUCAAAUAUGAGAACUUGUUGUCGAGAAAUAAAGACUUGAACGAUGGUGUGGAAUUGUAUAAAAAGCGAGCUGAGGAGUAUUUCCAGAAGUUAGAGUUGGCAGAACUGGCAGUAACGAUAUCUAAACGUCAUGAAGAAGCUUCGAGACGGGAAUUGAAUGAAGCCAAGAGCCAGUUGAUUUUGGCACGAGAGGAAUCACGCGCUUCUCAGAUGCUUCUCAAAGAGUUCCAAGGCAAAGUUGGUACUUUGGAAACAUUGGCUCAGGAGAAGAAGUUCCAAUUAGGGAAAGCCCAUGAUGAAAUUAAGAUCCUUAAGGAAAAGAUUGAUUACCACGUGAAUAAUUAUGAAAACAAGGAAGUCACGGAGCAACUCAAGGAAGAAAUCAACAACCUUCAUAAAGAGCUCAAUUUCAAGACUGAGACAGAAACAAGUUUGAUUAAGGAAAAUAAGCAGGUUCAAUUGGAUUAUGAAGAUAUGGUACGUACCAAGAAUGAAAUGGAGACUGAACUAGGUGAAGCUUUGGUCCGUGAAGACAAACUUGAAGCACAAGUGCAAACCUUGACCAACUCAGUUAGACAAUUGGAAGAUGACAAGUUUAUAAAUGAACGCAAGAUUGCCAACUUUACUAAACAAACCGCCUCACUUAAAUCCUUGAUUGAAGAAGUCACCACCCAACGUGAUUCUCUUGUUCAAGAAAAGGAAGAAUUGGGUGAUCAAGUGUACAGAUUGACUCGUGAAUUAGAUGACAAGACCGCCGAGCUUAGUCAAACUAAUGCUAAGCUUGAUUUAAUGAGGACUCAUUUGCAGAACCAACGUGACGACUCAGAGCAAAUCAAGACGGAAUUGAACCAAUCAAAAAUCAGUUCUACUUCUGAAUACAUGGAUCAACAGAGGUUACGUAAGGAAUUGCUUGUUACUAAUGAGGAAAACUUGUCACUCAAAAAGGCCAACUCUGAAUUGAAUAGUAAAGUGUCCGAUCUCCAGCAAAAAUUAUACAGCAAUGAACAACUUCAAUUCUGGGAGACCAAAGUUAAGGAUUUAUCAUCACAACUUGACACUGCCAUUUCUGAAGGUCAUGAAGCCAACAAGAUCAUCAAGAGUCUUGAACGAAACGUGAAGCAACUUGAAAUCAGAGUGGAACAUGAAACGCAAUUGACUAAGCGAUACAAUGAUGAAAACUUUGAUUAUCAAAACAAGGUCAAUCAUUACAAGAGCACCAUCGAGAUUUUACAUCAAGAGAAUAUUGACAAGGACUUGGCAUUAAAGACUAGUGAACGAGCCAAUAGUGAAAUGAGAGGGGAGUUAUUGCUUGCUCAAAAGGAGAUUUUGGAAUUGCGUCAAAGACUCGGUCUAUAA
Molecule: messenger RNA, 5586 nt
Organism: Spathaspora passalidarum NRRL Y-27907
Lineage: Eukaryota; Fungi; Ascomycota; Pichiomycetes; Serinales; Debaryomycetaceae
Gene: MYO1
Product: myosin 1
Exons: 1
Coding region: 1-5586 (1861 amino acids)
Biological process (GO): actin filament organization; vesicle transport along actin filament
Cellular component (GO): cytoplasm; vesicle; myosin complex
Molecular function (GO): microfilament motor activity; ATP binding; actin filament binding
Source: RefSeq, a predicted model, not a curated record